Messenger RNA from Vicia villosa (hairy vetch), 1658 nucleotides. Its product is annotated as F-box/FBD/LRR-repeat protein At1g13570-like. The record is from RefSeq and is a predicted model, not a curated record. The coding region runs from base 154 to 1461 and encodes 435 amino acids. Gene Ontology annotation, molecular function: protein binding. The transcript has 4 exons. Lineage: Eukaryota; Viridiplantae; Streptophyta; Magnoliopsida; Fabales; Fabaceae.
UAGAUCUUGAAAUAUGUUUGGUUUGAUGAUAUAGGAAGAAAUGGAUGUACCCCACCAUAUACCACACACUCACUCUCUCACCGUAGGUCUGCAACCUCUGUGAACAUUUCAGCGACUCCCACAAGCCAUCGCAGUCUCGCUUAACGGUCUGUCAUGACUCUGCUCAACAAGAAGGCCAAUGAAAAUGAUCAAAUAAGUUACUUACCAGGUAAUGUCAUUGAUGCCAUCCUAGCAAACUUGGAAAUCAAAGACCAAGUUAGGACUAGUAUUUUAUCUAAAAACUGGAGGUAUAUGUGGACUUCAGCCCCACAACUUCAUUUUGACCAAGACUUUUUUAAUACUUUCAUGCAUCUUGAUGACCCUAACCCUGUCAUUUCUAAAAUCAUCACCGAUGUUCUUAUGCUCCACAGCGGGCCGAUACACAAGUUUACUCUUUACUUACCAUAUGACUCCGCCUAUUUCGAUAUGGAAGUGGAAUACCUCAAUAUUUGGAUUCCGAUUUUGUCAAGUAAGGGCGUUAAAUAUCUUGAUUUUGUGAACUUCAACUCAGUUCCGGAUGAAAUCCCAUUUAUUAUCUUCUCUUGUAAGGAAUUGACUUACUUAAAAUUUGGCGGAUUUAACAUGUCAAUUCCACCUGAUUUCUGCGGCUUUAAAAAAUUGCUUGAACUUCACUUAGAUAUGCUUAUAUUCGAGCCCGGUGCACUUGAGACUCUUGUGUCUGGUUGUCCGUUUCUUGAGAAGCUCAUAAUUGAAUCAUGUGAUGGUUAUGAGUAUCUUGAUAUUUCUUCUCCUACUCUCAAAGUCUUAGAGAUAGUAUUAAGGGAUGAUAUGAAGUCAAUUUCUCUCGAGAAAGCAACGAAUUUGGUCGAUUUUACACUUGAUGUUAAUGGUAUCAGGGUAUAUGGUUUGAUCAAAAGUUUGCCAAAAAUCAAGAGGCUUUCUGUGCGAAAAAGUAUGUAUGGCAAGAAGGAGAAGUAUCCAUAUGCAGAUAUCAUUCCUCUCACGCUGCUAGCAAGCUCAUUCAACUCUUUAGAGUAUCUGCAAUUGCAUGACAUGAGUUUGAAUGAAAAAGGAGAACUUUUGUAUGUUGUUAGUGUUCUCAAAAGUGCUCCUAGGUUGACUGAAUUUGCUAUAUACCAGAGUGGCAACAAUGAUGAUACCUCACAAGUGUCAGACUAUUUCGAAGAGUUACAAGAAUGUUGGUGGCUUAGACUAGAGUUAGAAGAACAUUGCUGGCUUGGACUUCAGAUAGUAGAUAUCUACCUUGGAGGUAGCCCUCACCAUGCAAUGAGUUUGACCCAGUUCAUACUUUUAAAUUCUCCUUUGCUAGAGACUCUUACUUUCAAUUAUUGUUAUAAGGAAUUAGAUGCACCUAUGUUGUUAAAAAUUUCACAAGAGUUGUUAUUGAUGGAACGAGUAUCGCCAAGAGCACAGGUUGAGUUCAAUCAUUCUGCAUUUUAACUAUUUAUGUGAUGAGACGAAAAGACUGGUUGCACAUUGGACCACUGUUUAAUUUAUGUAUUUUCAAUCCAUUUGGUAUCAUGUGGGCAUUGUUUGUAAUACUCUGUGAUUCAUUCAGUAGGCUACUUAGCUUUCUAUUCUGGUUGUUUGUUGUCUGAGUUUAGAUUUUUGGAUGAUAAAUCGUGAAACCUUUUAAU